Pseudopodoces humilis (Tibetan ground-tit) is the source of this 7836-nucleotide messenger RNA. RefSeq names its product ATPase sarcoplasmic/endoplasmic reticulum Ca2+ transporting 3 (gene ATP2A3). Gene Ontology annotation, cellular component: membrane. Gene Ontology annotation, biological process: calcium ion transport. The record is from RefSeq and is a predicted model, not a curated record. Lineage: Eukaryota; Metazoa; Chordata; Aves; Passeriformes; Paridae. Gene Ontology annotation, molecular function: ATP hydrolysis activity; P-type calcium transporter activity; ATP binding.
GGAGAGGUGCCGAGGCAUCGCCGUGCGAGCGGCGCCCCGUGUGCCUCCUGCGCCCCCGGCCAGCACCCCCGGGCCGGGGCAUGGAGGCGGCGCACAGCAUCCCCGUGCUCGACGUGCUCCGCCGCUUUGGGGUCAGCGAGAGCUGCGGGCUCAGCCCGGAGCAGGUCCGCCGCAACCGGGAGAAGUACGGCCCCAAUGAGCUCCCUGCAGAAGAAGGAAAGUCCCUCUGGGAGUUGGUACUGGAGCAGUUUGAAGACCUACUUGUCCGCAUCCUUUUGAUGGCAGCUUUUCUGUCCUUUAUCCUGGCCUGGUUUGAAGAAGGGGAGGAGACCACAACGGCGUUUGUGGAGCCCAUUGUCAUUAUCAUGAUCCUGAUUGCCAACGCUGUGGUGGGUGUGUGGCAGGAGAGAAAUGCUGAGAGUGCCAUCGAGGCCCUGAAGGAGUACGAGCCUGAGAUGGGGAAGGUGAUCCGCGCCGACCGCAGCGGGGUGCAGCGGAUCCGCGCCCGCGACAUCGUCCCCGGGGACAUCGUGGAGGUGGCAGUUGGUGACAAGGUGCCAGCAGACAUCCGGAUCAUCGAAAUCCGCUCCACCACCCUGCGGGUCGACCAGUCCAUCCUCACAGGGGAGUCUGUGUCGGUGAUCAAACAUGCUGACCCCAUCCCUGAUCCCCGGGCUGUCAACCAGGACAAGAAGAACAUGCUUUUCUCUGGCACCAACAUUGCAGCUGGGAAGGCCGUAGGGAUCGUUAUUGCGACAGGGGUGUACACCGAGAUCGGGAAGAUCCGAAACCAGAUGGUGGAGACCGAGCCUGAGAAGACACCCUUGCAGCAGAAGCUGGAUGAGUUCAGCCAGCAGCUCUCCAAAGUGAUCUUCCUGGUGUGCAUCGCCGUCUGGGUCAUCAACAUCAGCCACUUCAGCGACCCCGUGCACGGCGGCUCCUGGUUCCGGGGCGCCAUUUACUAUUUCAAGAUAUCGGUGGCGCUGGCGGUGGCCGCCAUUCCCGAGGGCCUCCCGGCCGUCAUCACCACCUGCCUGGCGCUGGGCACGCGCCGCAUGGCCAAGAAAAACGCCAUCGUCAGGAGCCUGCCCUCGGUGGAGACCCUGGGCUGCACCUCCGUCAUCUGCUCCGACAAGACCGGCACCCUCACCACCAACCAGAUGUCUGUGUGCCGGAUGUUCAUCAUGGAGAAGGUGGAGGGCACCCAGUGCAGCCUGCACGAGUUCAACAUCACCGGCUCCACCUACGCCCCCGAGGGACAGAUCCUGAAGGACGAGCAGCCGGUGCAGUGCGGGCAGUACGACGGGCUGGUGGAGCUGGCCACCAUCUGUGCCCUCUGCAAUGACUCCUCGCUGGACUACAAUGAGUCCAAAAAAGUCUAUGAGAAGGUGGGGGAAGCCACUGAAACAGCCCUGACGUGCCUGGUGGAGAAGAUGAACGUCUUCAACACAGACCUCAGCAAACUCUCCAAGGUGGAGAGAGCCAAUGCCUGCAAUUCAGUGAUCAAGCAGCUGAUGAGGAAGGAGUGCACCCUCGAGUUCUCCCGGGACCGCAAGUCCAUGUCUGUGUACUGCACUCCCACCGGGCCUGGCAGCAACUCCACGGGCAGCAAGAUGUUUGUCAAGGGUGCCCCCGAAAGCGUCAUCGAGCGCUGCACCCACGUCCGCGUGGGCACUGCCAAGGUCCCGCUGACGGCCCCGGUGAGGGACAAGAUCCUGGGCAGGAUCCGGGACUGGGGCAUGGGCAUUGACACCCUGCGCUGCCUGGCCCUGGCCACCCACGACUCGCCUGUCCGCAGGGAGAGCAUGCAGCUGCACGACUCCGCUGCCUUCGUCCACUACGAGAACAACCUGACCUUUGUGGGCUGUGUGGGGAUGCUGGACCCUCCCCGCAAAGAGGUCACAUCGUCCAUCGAGAUGUGCCGCAAGGCCGGCAUCCGCGUCAUCAUGAUCACUGGUGACAACAAGGGCACGGCAGUGGCCAUCUGCCGCCGGAUCAGCAUCUUCUCCGAGACCGAGGACGUGUCUGGCAAGGCCUACACGGGCCGGGAGUUCGAUGAGCUGUCCCCUGAGGCACAGCGCCAGGCGUGCCGGGAAGCCCGCUGCUUCGCCCGCGUGGAGCCGGCGCACAAAUCCCGCAUCGUCGAGUACCUCCAGUCCUUCAACGAGAUCACGGCCAUGACAGGCGAUGGCGUCAAUGACGCUCCGGCCCUGAAGAAGGCAGAGAUUGGCAUCGCCAUGGGGUCGGGCACGGCCGUUGCCAAGUCAGCCGCUGAGAUGGUGCUCUCUGACGACAACUUCUCCACCAUCGUGUCGGCCGUGGAGGAGGGCAGAGCCAUCUACAGCAACAUGAAGCAGUUCAUCCGCUAUCUCAUCUCCUCCAACGUCGGGGAGGUCGUUUGUAUCUUCCUGACAGCCAUCCUGGGCCUGCCCGAGGCCCUCAUCCCUGUGCAGCUACUGUGGGUGAACCUGGUGACAGAUGGGCUGCCAGCCACCGCUCUGGGCUUCAACCCCCCCGACCUGGACAUCAUGGACAAGCAGCCCCGCAACCCCAAGGAGCCCCUCAUCAGUGGCUGGCUCUUCUUCCGCUACCUGGCUGUUGGAGUGUACGUGGGGCUGGCCACAGUGGGUGCAGCGACCUGGUGGUUCCUGUACGACGCCGAGGGACCGCAGGUCUCCUUCCAUCAGCUGAGGAACUUCAUGAGGUGCACUGAGGACAACCCCAUCUUUGAAGGAAUUGACUGUGAGAUCUUCGAGUCGCGAUACCCAACGACGAUGGCUCUGUCUGUGCUGGUGACAAUCGAAAUGUGCAAUGCUCUGAACAGUGUCUCUGAGAACCAGUCGCUGCUGCGGAUGCCACCGUGGCUCAACAUCUGGCUGCUGGGGGCCAUCAUCAUGUCCAUGGCUCUGCACUUCCUCAUCCUUUAUGUCAAGCCCAUGCCUCUCAUCUUCCAGGUGACCCCCCUGAGCUGGCCACAGUGGGUGGUUGUGAUGAAGAUCUCCCUGCCUGUGAUCCUGCUGGACGAAGGACUCAAGUACCUUUCCCGCAACCACCUGGAUGGAGAGGAGGACAAGAAAUGAAUGACACGAGGGCGACACUCCGAACCAGAGGAUCCCUAACUUGUAACUCGGACUGAAGUCUUGCAUGACCAUCGCUAAAGCCAGCAGGACAUGCAUGUGUCCGACUAUCAGACAAAUGCGGGUGAAUCGUCGAAAAGAAAAAAAUACUGAUUUUGUUUUGUUCUGUAGCUUUCUUUUUCCUGUACAUAUGAGUGCAAUUACUGGACAGCUGGCGUAGAGUUUGGGGAUGGAGCUGUGUGGAUCUGAAUCAUUGUAAUGUGGUUCCUUGGGAUUUGUUCUUGCCAAAUUUGAGACCCUCUUUCCAAUUUUCACCCUGAGUGAGUGAGCACGGGCAAGGCGGCCUUCCUGAGAGAUUAAGGCAGGAAGUUGGGAUUUGAGGCCAGAUCCCUCAGUGGGAUGGGAUGCACAAGGCAGCUUCAGGGGCUGGGAAGGGCUUGGCAGUGAGUGAGGGCAGGGAGAGAGGAGAGGGGGGCUGUGUGUUGGGAUUGUUGAGCCUUGAUGAUGACCACAGUGUUGCUGCUGCUGCUGUGCUCUGCUCCAGUGGCUGCAGCAGCUGGGCAUAGCUUCAGAGUGUGUUCAACACUGGUGUGAAUCUCAUGGACGUGUGUUUAUAUGUCGAGGUCAGGUGCAUAUGGUGGAAGAUGAAGUUCUCCCUAUUUAUCACGCUGUUCUGUUUGAUCCCUGCAUUAUGGAAAGCCCAGCACCUUCUCAGGCUCAUCCAGCCUGAGCACUAUGAAGUCUUGUCUGUUCUCCAUCUGGAAUCUUGCUAGAUCCCAUCUGCACUAUAUAAGGCAGUUCUUCUCCUUCUAGGGGCAGCCAUGUAAAGAAAAGCAAGGGGAUGCCCACUUUGCAUUCCUCAUGUCCACCACUCCUUCCUGGUCACACUUUCCUCAGUGAAUUUUAAACUAUUUCCCUAGCAGGAGUAGAGCCUAAGUGUUUAGGAGCACAUCCAUGACUUCAUGCGCUCUGCUUUGGAGAACAUCACUGACUUGAACAGGGCAUUCUUGCCAAGGGAUCAAGAUGGGAAUGAAUGUAUCCUUGUACAUAAUGUGGUCUUUCUCUGUGAGUGGUGUUUGUUGUGGCAUCCCUUUUUGUAAGGCACCAACUUUAUCUUGCCCUCUGGGGAUUUUUCCACAGCAGGAGUGAGACAGGCUUCAGUGAGGGUUUGUAGAUCAGGAAUGGAUUUUGGGAUCCAUUAAAUUUAUCUUUCUCCAUUGAGAUGCAUCAGCUGAGAAGCUGAUAGUGGUCAGUUUCUUCUCCAGCUCUCCAAAUCCUCCCUCCUGUUUUCCUCAUGGUCCUUAGGAUCCAUCCUGAUGAUAUUUAGUUAGCCAGAGCCUGUAUCUUUCUCUUACAUUCCAGCAACAGCACUAGAGCCAGGGUCUGGGAUAGCAUUUGCUCCUUUGCUGUUGGGUUUUCUCUUCUACUUUUUGCCUCUUAGAAGCUUCCAGUGUUUUUCUGUAUCAUCUGGGCAAGAGCAUUUCUCCUUCCAUACAGUAGGUGCCAAAUAUCAUCCCUCCUUUCUUUUCUCCAUCACCAGCAUUGAAGAUGAGCAGAGCCCCCAGACCAAUGGGAAUGUACAGAAUUGUUAUACUACUGAGCUGAUUUAUUGUACAGAAAACCUUGCAUGAAAUGUUGUUACUGUAUUUAAUAUAUAAUGUAUUCAAGGAAUUUUAAUAUGGAGCUCUUAAAAAAGAUCUUUAUAGAUACUCUGUGGUUAGAAGAUUGUUGCUGAUUUUUUAAAAUCUUAUUAUACUUUGUCUUGAAGAAGUUUUAUUUUUCAAAUGUGUUCUGUCUAAAUGAUUUAAUCAGUUGAUCCCAUGGGAUAACCAAUUCCUCUUCAAAGAUUUUCACCAUGGAUGAGACCCACCCUGGUGUAGAGGACCAGGACAUGACCCAGGUACUGUAUAAGCCUUCAAAAUAAGGCUUCAGUAAGACUAAUGCUGUAGACAUGUGAUUUGCCCUUCCUCAAAAGGGUGGAUUUCACCUUGUUUUAGUACAGGUCACAGAAGUAAAGAAUUGUUUAAGGUGGGAAAGACAUCCGAGAUGAUUGAGUCCAUCUCCAUCGCUCUGUGCAGAAAAACAACCAGUGGGAAUUUAGUCCAGUUCCAGCUCAGUGUCAUCAGAGGAAGCAGCUUCUCUGUUUCUCUGAGGCUAACAACCAGUUUGGGAGAAUUUGGGCUGGAUUCAGAGGCUAGACUGCAUUCAAAGCAUCCCAGCCCUGUUUGGAGGGUCCACCAGGGCUUUCAGCUGCCCAGUGGCAUCUCCCUGGGAUGUGGUGGCCUUGUUCCCUUGUGCCUACAGGAACCUGCUUGGUCCAUCCACCACCUGAGUUACACUGUUUUCCCUGGACUUGAUGUCGGAUAGAGGAUUAUUAAUUUAACCCAAAUAUGUGUGGUGUGGAGAAGUUUCUUGUGUAAAAGCCCAGGCAGUGUCAGUCUGUUCAAGCAUUGGGUCACAAUUGUGAGUUAGCAAACCCUGAGCCAUCAUGGGCAACAAACCAGAGCUGUGUCCCAGCUUCUUCUUUCCAGCAGCAGCAAAUUGCAUUUUAUUUCUAUUGUGAGGCUUCAGAUCUACCUAGAAAAUAGUCCAGCUAAUCUUCACUAGAGUUGCCUGGAGCAGGUGGCCCCCUUGCUUGGAGGGACCAUUUUGACACGUCCCCAUUUCCCCUUCUGAAUGGGUGACCAUGUCUCUCGUCUCUCCCCCCAUCCUUUCAUUACUUGGAGUAAAGGUUUCACUCCAUACUUUCGAUUACAGGGGCUUAUACUUCAAACAUCUUAAUGCAGUAGAAAAAUAUCCAUAGAUGUAAGUAUUUUUUCCUUUAUUCUUCAGUGAAAGGUCAGGAUAAAUCACAGAGUAGUUAUUUAUUGCAUGUGUGCCAGCAGCAGUGUGCUGGGAGCUUUUACAGGCUGGAACAUGUUCUUAUGUAAACUUGGAGAUCCCAGAGCCAAGAUCAUCACUUUGGGAUAGGCUCUUGUGUCUUACCAAGGCAUCUGACAGUGCAAUACAAGGGAGAUGGACACUGGGUGGCUGUUUUGCCCUAAAGCUUUUUUUAAAAAGCAGCUUAGGGCCAAACCUCUGGGAUCCUUGCUUUUCUUGGCAACAGAGGUUAGGAAUUAUUUCCUUUUUAGUUUUAUUUUGAUGGUGCUGCCUGGCAUAUUCUAAGUCUAUAAAUAAAACUCAGGUCUUUCCAGCAAGACCUUUAGCAUUGGUGGGCUGCUGUGACAGAUCCUCCACAAGAUGCAGGGCAUAGGAUGUGCUGGAUGGCAGCAUGGGAUUAUCCAUGAGCACUUUAUACUCCUUCCUCAGGGUCCAAGCACCAUGCUGGGGUACAGCCAAGGUGGGAGGGGAAGGUCCUGUGUUCCUGGGGCAAGCACCAGGGGGAUCAGCUGUGGAAAGUCCUUUGUACUGUUUUGGGAUAUUGUGUCAUUGUGACCAGUUGCUGGAUGAGCUCUUCCCCCUGUGGUGUGUGAUCCCACGGGGAGGCACAUUGGAAAAGGACAAAGAGCCAAGUGCUGCAUGCUGCAUUUCGUUUGUGUCAUGUGGCCCAGGUCUGGAUGAGGUUUGUGCUUGUGUGUUUGGGGUUUUGGCACUGUGAACAUUCCGUGUGUGUGUGUUUCUGGUGAUGCUCUGCUCAGCCAAGGCUGGAUGGCACCACCAGGCACUGGACAGGGCAGUAGGGGGGGACAGGUUCUAUGGAGGGGCUGGAGGACUUUGUUCCUUUAAGAGCAUCAAACCUGGGAUUGAGUCAGAGUUUCUGCUCAUGGUGUGGAUGGCAGAAAGAGGAGCAAUAGGAAAACUCAGCAUUAAUUUUUGGUCCUUCUUUUGUACAUCAGGUUGGUAAUACUGCUUCCUAGUCAGGGUUCUGCUCCACCAAAAUUCAUCAAAUAAUGAUUUGAGCUGUGCAGGGGCCCUGGCUGUGGAAGAUGUUCAUGGGGUUCAGUGACCUUGGCAUUAAAUCACUCCUGAAACUCAAACACACCAGUCCCCUCUACCAACCCCUAAGAUUUACUGUGAUUUUUGGACCUGGCCUGGCCAUCACUUUGUGUAAAUGAUGCCAGAGAUUCAGCCCCAUCUGGGCUCUUUUUCCUUCCACUUCUGCAGUGGCAUUUUCUGUCAGGGAAGACAGCCUGGGACUCAGCUGUUUGGUGCCACCCGAGAGGGCUUUACCCCAUGCAGAUUUAGUGUGGCACAGAUGGGGUUAGGAUUCGCAGGGCUGCAGUGAGGAGGAGACACAGGGUAAAUUGUGCCCCCUGGACCGGUUCUUGUGGUGCCAUUCUGCUUUUGGUGUGAGUGGGGCAUUAAAUGAGCCAAAAUCUGUGUGUGCCUGGAGAGCUGGGCACUUGGGACCAAGAGGAGGGUGACCACUGAACUGCCAGCGGGUGCCCUCAGUGGCUUCAGUCUGGGAAUAUGCUGAUUUUUUUAUAUGAGAUGCCUGAACAGCCAAACUUAGAAAUCUCUGAGAUUGUGCUUCAUAGCAAAAGGUAAAUUGUUAUAUCUUGGGGGGUGGGAGGGUGUUAUCUGAGGGGAAGAACUGAAAGAAAUGAGGUUUCCUAUUUUAUUAUAUGAGAGAUAUUUUUCCACUAAAUUACCGCUUCCUAAACUGUGUCCUUUGUCUGACUGUAAAUAGCCAGGUGUGCUGGGAAGACGUGGGAAGGCUCCUUGUGGUCACAUCCAUACAAUCCACUCUGUUCACACAAUAUCGGGCUGAUUUGUUUUAUACUUAGAAAAUUACAGAAAUAAAAGCAAUUUUACUGGA